Drosophila ananassae is the source of this 1595-nucleotide messenger RNA. RefSeq names its product uroporphyrinogen-III synthase (gene Uros1). Gene Ontology annotation, molecular function: uroporphyrinogen-III synthase activity. The transcript has a single exon. Bases 233 to 1063 code for a protein of 276 amino acids. Gene Ontology annotation, biological process: uroporphyrinogen III biosynthetic process. The record is from RefSeq and is a predicted model, not a curated record. Lineage: Eukaryota; Metazoa; Arthropoda; Insecta; Diptera; Drosophilidae.
CUCUCUGCCCACCGGCAAAUCAGCGGUUCCGAAGGGCAACGCAAAAGAGACGGGAACAGAAACAGACAAAAAGUGCAUCAAAAUGACGAAAUUAGCAACAAGCGGCCGAGGAAUCUAAAAGUAAAUAGCAAAUAUAAAUAAUUCGCACUGGCUGGCAGUGGGAGACGCCGAGGCGGAGACAGUAACGAGGCGGAACACCAAAUCGGAAUCAAGUCGAGUCGAGGAGAACAAGAUGAGCAGUCGCCAGCGGACGGUGAUUAUUUUCAAAUCCGGAUCGGAGACGGACGAUGUGUACACGGAAACGCUGGAGAAGCAUGACUUCCAGCCGGUCUUUGUGCCCACUCUCAGUUUUGGGUUCAAGAACCUGCCCGAGCUGCGCCAGAAGCUCCAGACGCCUGACAAGUACGCCGGAAUCAUCUUCACAUCGCCACGCUGUGUGGAGGCGGUGGCCGAAUCCCUGAAUCUCGGCCAACUGCCAGGCGGGUGGAAGCUGUUGCAUAACUACGCCGUGGGCGAGGUGACCCACAAUCUUGCCCUCAGUUCCCUGGACCAGCUGUUCACCCACGGCAAGCAGACGGGUAACGCCCGGGCCCUGGGCGACUACAUUGUGGAAACGUUUGACGGGUCGCGGGACCUGCCCCUGCUCAUCCCCUGUGGCAACCUGGCCACCGACACGCUUCUCUCUAAGCUAGCUGAAAAUGGCUUCGCUCUGGACGCCUGUGAAGUCUACAACACGCUCUGCCACCCAGAGCUGGCGGAGAAUGUGGAGAGAGCGAUAGCUACGUAUGGGGACUCCAUUGAGUUCCUAGCCUUCUUCUCACCGUCCGGCGUCAACUGCGCCCAGGAAUACUUUCGCAGCCGGAACCUCUCGAUGGACAAGUGGAAGCUGGUGGCGAUCGGGCCGAGCACACGUCGUGCCCUGGAGUCCCAGGGCCUGAAGGUCUACUGCACCGCCGAGCGGCCCACAGUGGAGCACCUAGUGAAGGUCCUGCUGAACCCGCAGGACAGCAGAGAGCGCCUGCUCAAGGAGCGGGAACGACUGGCCAUGGAGAAUAAUAACUAGGAACAUAAGCUCUAAGAAUUUGUGGAGGAGGAUUUUGUAAAGUCUGAGAUUUUGUAGCUCCUUUCGAUCGGUCGUGGAAAAUGUGCAAAUAUGUGGUGUAUACAUUCAAUAAUAUUGAAGUAAUUAACUUUUAACUAGAAAUCAAGCUUUGGCAGUCAAAAUCUAAUUAUGCACUAGAGUCUAGACGAAAUUGUAAUAAUAUACUUGUACAACCUAUUGGGUCUUAAUAGUAUAAUUAAAGAAUGUAUGUCAGAAUUGUAAAACAAGUUUAAGGAGUCUAAGAUGUACAAUUCUAAACUGUAUUUGUCGAAGAUCUAAGACACUGGUGGUUUAACGAACGCUUUUAAUCUUCAACCAAAAUCUAACAGCACCAAGAAUAUGAAUCUAGAUUUACAAUUUCCACUCCAAACGCCGAAAAAAGACUAAAACCCAUUGUUUUUUCUCUAUUGACCUCCGAACGAGUACAAAAUUAGCGGGCAUCAAAUGCCGGGCAACGUUUUCGAUCAAGCUAAAUAAAUUGUAUCUAAAUUUA